Suillus clintonianus is the source of this 606-nucleotide messenger RNA. Its product is annotated as Vps51/Vps67-domain-containing protein. Gene Ontology annotation, cellular component: GARP complex; membrane; EARP complex. Gene Ontology annotation, biological process: lysosomal transport; Golgi organization; Golgi vesicle transport. The coding region runs from base 1 to 606 and encodes 201 amino acids. The transcript is spliced from 4 exons. Lineage: Eukaryota; Fungi; Basidiomycota; Agaricomycetes; Boletales; Suillaceae. The record is from RefSeq and is a predicted model, not a curated record.
AUGUCCUCCACACAGUCGACGUCCACACCGACAUCGCCAACGACCCAACGGGUGAAAUCAGGCCCUAGAGUGCUCUCAUCUCCGCUCCGACCAACGUCGCCUCAAAGCUCUUCAACAUUAAUCCCAUCCAAUUCCCGCCGAUCCUCACUUGGCGUCGGGCAAACGCCUCGCACGAAAACACCCCCAGGACCUCUCGCAAAGUCUCGCGCCAGAGAUCUCUUGAGGAAGCACUAUGGCCUCGGAGUAGGUCCACCACCACCUAUACCUGGGAGAUCAGACGACCCCAUGGAUUUAGAUUCAGCAGUAUUUGACGCAAAAUCAUAUUACGAACAACUUAUAACUACAUCGUCUUUGUCGGCUUUACUGAAGCGGGAGAACGACUUACUGACAGAAAUACGACAACUUGAUGGCGAUAGGCAGUCUCUAGUAUACAACCACCAUCAUGAGCUGAUUGCAGCUAGUGAUACCAUAGCUGCGAUGAAGACACGGGCGGAGGGUUUGGACGCAGACCUUGACUUGCUCAAGGCAGCGUUCUCAGAGAUAUCUCGGUUAGGCGCUAAAGUUUCCGUCGAGGAACACCCUUCAAAUAGCAGCUCUCAUCUAUGA